Molecule: messenger RNA, 1431 nt
Organism: Lecanosticta acicola
Lineage: Eukaryota; Fungi; Ascomycota; Dothideomycetes; Mycosphaerellales; Mycosphaerellaceae
Source: the annotation of a GenBank genome assembly
AUGGCCGACUACAGCAAGCUACCCGCCGGCGUCAAGCUUCAAGUCAAGCCAUUCAAAGCUCAUGUUGAUGAGCAGAAGUUGCAAGACUUCGAGACUUUGCUCAAACUCUCACCCGUUGCUCCCGCCAACUUUGAGAACUCGGACAAGUCGGUUGAGAGGCGAUAUGGUGUUCCGCGAGACUGGAUUCUGAAUGCAAAAGAUCACUGGCUGAACAAGUUCGAUUGGAGGAAGCAUGAGGACCACAUCAACUCCUUCCCCAACUAUACGGCUCAGGUGAAGGAUGACGUGGGUUACGAUCUGGAUAUCCACUUCGUUGCCUUGUUCUCGGAGAAGCAGGAUGCUAUCCCAAUUGCUCUGUACCAUGGCUGGCCGGGCUCUUUCUUGGAGUUCUUACAGAUCCUGGAGUUGCUCAAGUCGAAGUAUAGUCCGAAGGACCUUCCAUAUCAUGUCAUCGUCCCUUCGAUCCCAGGAUACGCUUACUCGUCUGGGCCGCCGCUGGACUACGACUACAGUAUUGAGGAUGCCGCAGACGCUUUGAACAACCUCAUGGUCGGGCUGGGCUUUGGCUCGGGCUACAUUGCUCAGGGAGGAGACUUGGGAAGCUUCGUCAGUCGUCACCAGGCUGCGACGAAGGAUUCGUGCAAGGGCAUGCACCUCAAUUUCUCUCCCAUCCCUAGGCCAAAGAACGCAGAUGAUCUGCCGAUGGAAAAGAUCGAGCAGACGUCCAUUGGAAGAGGUAUCUGGUUCCGCGAAGUCGGCGCCGCAUAUUCGCUUGAGCACGGAACUCGCACCGCCACGAUUGGUCAUUGUCUGAGCGCAAGUCCAGUUGCUUUGCUGAGCUGGUAACUCAUCCUAUCGUUCCAUGCAUCUUCCUGUGACUGACUCCCCACCCUAGGAUCGGCGAGAAGUUCCUCGAAUGGACCGACGAAGACCCUUCCCUCGACCAUAUUCUCGAGAGUGUCACCCUCUAUUGGAUGACUGACACCUUCCCACGCUGCAUCUACCCUUACCGCGGAGUAAGUAUCAGCAUACCCUCCCCAUGCAACACAGUGCGCUAAGACUGAUUGUUCGCCGUAAAAGCUAACAACCUCCCCGGCUGCCGGAGACGAAGAACGACCUCGAAUCGCCAAAGCCAGUGGCCGAGGUCGCGAACGCCCAUACGUCGAAAAGCCUUCCGGGUAUUCCUUCUUCCCCAAAGAAUUGGUUCCCAUGCCGAAGAGCUGGGUUGCCACGAGCUGCAAUCUCGUUUCGGCCUCGGUUCAUGAGACUGGUGGCCACUUUGCCGUAAGUCUCAGCGGGUGGCAAAUGUGAAAUCGGACGGGAUGCUGACAAGUGGCUGAAUAGGCUAUGGAGAAGCCGAAGGAGCUUCUUGCGGAUAUCGAGGAAUAUGUCCAGAAGGCUUGGAAAGGUCAGGAGAACAGCAAGCUGUAA